AUGUUGGGGCGGACAAACGUUUCGAAUAUGCUAGAGGUAACGGAUAGUUACCACCAAAACCAAAAACACCACGAGUCCGUGGACUCAACGCUGUCCACCAUGGAGCAUACGUUCACGAACACGACUUUUGACUCGAGCACGAUGCAAAACACAAAUGGCGAGCCGAUUUCCAUCGAUCCGAGCAAGGCGCUGACGGUGUAUCACCACGUGAAUGCGAACAGGAAGGAGGCCGGUACUUCGAAAGGAGCAGCUGGUGGUGCUGGAGCUAAUACAAAUGCAACAACGAAGGGAGCAUCAGCGUCUUCUACGAACAACGCGCACAGUAACCACACGAGAAACAACAACCGGCGAUCCUCUGUGGCGAACCAGCCAAAUUUCAAGCCCGCGGCGAUGAAUCGCACGACCCGUGGAACCACGAAUGGAUUCAUCCCGAAACACCAGCGGGAGCAGAUCACGCUGGACAAAGCGACCACAGCGGCCCAUACGCUGGGUCGGGAAACCGACCCCCGCGCCGCGGAGUUCGCGCAGCUGUCUUUGGGG
This is a messenger RNA of Amoebophrya sp. A120, 540 nucleotides long. The record is from the annotation of a GenBank genome assembly. NCBI's taxonomy places the organism in Eukaryota, Dinophyceae, Syndiniales, Amoebophryaceae.